AUGACGAGCGAAGCUCCGGUGAGUCUCACACAGCACUGUGUCCCGAUCUUCAAAGGCGAAGAGUAUGGGAGAUGGAGUUUGAGAAUGAAAACAGUUUUUCAGUCUCAGGAUCUCUGGGAUUUGGUGGAGAAUGGAAUGCCGAAGGGAGAGGAUGAAGGGAAGGAGAAGGAGAGUAAGAAGAGAGAUGCGAAGGCCAGGUGUCUCAUACAACAAGCAGUAGAUGGGCUGGUCCUUGACAAAAUUGCAGAGGCUGAGACGGCUCACGAUGCGUGGGAGAUAAUCAAGAAACAAUCUCAGGGUUCUUCAAUGAUGGUGGCCGUGAGGAAGCAAGCACUUCGGCAAAGCUUCGAGACCUUACAGAUGGAGGAUGGCGAAAGUGUUCAAAGUUAUUGGGCACGGGUUGUUGCGAUAGUAAACCAGGUGAGAGGCCUCGGACACAAGCUCUCGGAGUCAGAGGUGGUGUCCAAGGUGUUGCGAAGCUUGGCACCAAAGUUCGACUACGUUGCUGUCGCGAUGGAAGAAUCCAGGGACUCGCCAACGCUCACCCUUGACGAGCCUCAUGGGUCACUCCAAGCCCAUGAGUUCAGGGUUAACAGAUCUGCGGGGAAGGCCAGUGAGAAGGCACUAUAUGUGAAGGGUGAUGGCUCAUCUUUUCAGUCCAAGGAGAAAGGAAGCUCUAGCACAACUGGUGGGUGGAGCUCUCCGCGAGGACGUGGAAGAGGUUUCUUCAGAGGAAGAGGGAGAGGCAGGUGGUCAAGAGGUCAAGGUGGUAAUUCUAAAGCUAACAUUUAG
Molecule: messenger RNA, 792 nt
Organism: Dioscorea cayenensis subsp. rotundata (Guinea yam)
Lineage: Eukaryota; Viridiplantae; Streptophyta; Magnoliopsida; Dioscoreales; Dioscoreaceae
Exons: 1
Coding region: 1-792 (263 amino acids)
Source: RefSeq, a predicted model, not a curated record